CUGACGUGGCUUGUGCUUUCGGUCCGGGGUAGGCUGGGCUGGAUUGUUCCGCCGAAGGUUAGGGGGUCGUCUAACAGAGCCCCGGAAGCGGCGGCGGGACUGGGUUACGCUGCAGGGGAGUGCCAAGAUGCCGCUGGAACUGGAGCUGUGCCCCGGCCGCUGGGUCGGCGGGAACCAUCCCUGCUUCAUUAUCGCUGAGAUCGGGCAGAACCACCAGGGUGAUAUAGACGUGGCCAAGCGCAUGAUCCGGAUGGCAAAGGAGUGUGGGGCCGACUGUGCCAAAUUUCAGAAGAGCGAACUGGAACACAAGUUCAACCGUCGGGCUCUGGAGAGACCCUACACUUCUAAACACUCCUGGGGGAAAACCUACGGAGAACACAAACGCUACCUCGAAUUCAGCCAUGACCAGUAUAGGGAGUUACAGAAGUAUGCUGAGGAAAUAGGGAUUUUCUUCACUGCCUCUGGAAUGGAUGAGAUGGCAGUUGAGUUUCUGGAUGAAUUGAACGUUCCAUUUUUCAAAGUCGGAUCUGGAGACACUAACAAUUUUCCCUAUCUGGAAAAGACAGCCAAGAAAGGUCGUCCGAUGGUUAUUUCCAGUGGUAUGCAGUCCAUGGAUACGAUGAGGCAAGUCUACAAAAUUGUGAAACCCAUAAACCCAAACUUCUGCAUUCUGCAGUGCACCAGUGCCUACCCACUGCACCCUGAAGAUGUCAAUCUCCGUGUAAUUACAGAAUGGGGCAAAGCCUUCCCUGACAUCCCCAUAGGAUAUUCUGGGCAUGAAACAGGCAUCAUGGUCUCCGUGGCUGCAGUUGCUCUAGGGGCUAGUCUAGAACGUCAUGUGACUCUGGACAAAAACUUGAAAGGAAGUGACCAUCAGGCAUCUCUGGAGCCCAAUGAAUUAGCAGAGUUGGUAAAAGCAGUCCGCCUCGUAAAAAGCCUUGGGAUCCCAGUUUAAACAGCUCUUGCAUGUGAGGUGGCCUGCAAUGAGAAGCUGGGUAAAUCAGUGGUGGCCAAAGUGAGGAUUCCUGAAGGUACCAUAUUGACAAUGGAUAUGCUCACAGUGAAGGUGGGUGAACCGAAAGGAUACCCCCCUGAAGGCAUUGCCAAUCUCAUUGGCAAGAAGGUCAAAGUGAACAUCGAAGAAGAUGAUACCAUAACAGAAGAAGCGAUAGAAAAUUUGUCAAAAAAAAUUAAAUCUUAAAGAAAAAUGACAUUUUUUGAGCUGCUACCUCCCUGUCUUAGUUUUGGGCAACAGAUUAGAAUAAUCAGUACAUGGAGGAUGAAUGAAUGGAUGGUUGGGGUAAGUGGGCUACAUAAGCUCUCAAUAAGUGAUUGUCACAUGAAUGAAAGGAUGACCGUCACAAAUUACUCUCCUUGACACCACUCACCAUUUCUAUAACUUCCUAAAUCAAAAUGCCCUUCUCUGGCUACUGAUCACCUGUGAUGUUUUAUUGCCUGUUAAAAUGUAAAUUCCUCCAAGGGAUUCUCUUCACUUCUGUUUUUGUAUAUCCAGAGCUUAUCAAAAUGCUCAGCACAUGUUAAGACUUAAUAAAUUAUUUUUCAUUCAUUCGAA
Molecule: messenger RNA, 1573 nt
Organism: Dromiciops gliroides (monito del monte)
Lineage: Eukaryota; Metazoa; Chordata; Mammalia; Microbiotheria; Microbiotheriidae
Gene: NANS
Product: N-acetylneuraminate synthase
Biological process (GO): carbohydrate biosynthetic process
Molecular function (GO): N-acylneuraminate-9-phosphate synthase activity
Source: RefSeq, a predicted model, not a curated record